GGUAACUGUCAUUAGCAGAUCCGGUAACUUUACGCCAUCUUUCUUUUCGUACGUGCUAAAGCAUGCCUUUCCAAAGGUUUGUAGAAACGGGCCGGAUCGCCGUCGUCUCCGAUGGCCCAUACAAAGGAAAACUCGUCAGUAUCGUAGACGUUAUUGACCAAACCAGAGUACUGGUAGACGGACCGACCACCAGCGUGCCCAGAGGGCAAAUUAGAUUAAACCAAUUACAUUUAACGAAGUUCCGCAUCAAGUUUCCCUACGCGGCCUCCUCCCGCGUGGUCAGGAAGUCCUGGGUGGCUGCCAAUUUGGACGAGAAAUGGAAACAGUCCGUUUGGGCCAAGAAGGUCGCGGCCAAGGAAAAGCGAGCGGCUUUGACGGAUUUGGACAGGUUCAAAUUGCGCAGGGCUCGCACGACGAGGAACAAAAUCCGCACGGCCACUUACCUUUGCUUGAAGAAAGCCGCCUCGAGAGACGGUACUCUCUACGGUAAGAAGAAAAUGGCGAAAGGGGGCGAUAAGCCGAAGACCGCGAAGAAAGCGAAAAAGGAAGUCGUCAAGAAGGUCGCUAAGAAAUAAUUUAAAUAAAUAGAGGUGUUCGUUUUGUACGCGAGAAUAUCCACGCCUCUACCGCCCCCGGCGGAUCCCACUUCUGAAAUGCUCGGCGAAGAACACGCGAAUAUAAACGACAAAAGAGACGAAACCCGAAACGAAGACGUCCACAAAACGGAAGGCAAAACCAUCGAAGACGAUCUCGAGUACCCGCCAAUCGUGCGAAACGCCAACGAUCGCCUGGACGUCGAUCGUUUGCGCCAGAAAUGCAUGCACCUAUCGAAACUGCUAAACCUAAACAAACGGCCCGAAAAGACCGGGAAUUUCGAAACCAACGACGAUUACCGGCCCGUGUACGUUACCACGCAAAAACCGACCCAGAGACCCAGCAGUUUCUACGUAACAAUUCAACCAGAAAGCAACAAACUCUCCAUACCGGCCGCAUCGGCCAUCAAAUACAUCCGACUCGAGCCGGUUAUACUGCAAAAAACCAUCCUCAACAACGGCAGAACCGUCUACUACUGGCACAAGAACCUGCCCACCUCACUGGAGUACCCCGACAAACGGGAGGACCCUUCGUACGAUUAUUACCCGCCGCUUUACCACAAUUUCAAACCGUCAGAAACCGCUACGGAAACCACAACAACCACAACAACAGAAGAAACGGGAGGUUUCGGGUACGGUUUGAGCCAUUUGAUUCCGUUCUACGGGGGCGCGGAACCCACCAGCACCACCACGGGGUCGCCUGUUAAGCCGGAAGAGGCCUCUUACAAGUACUCUGCGCCGUACGACGAGUACUUCAGGCAAACGUGGCCGUACCAUCCGUAUUUCUACGCGCCUCAAUUGCAACUGGUCGUGCCCAAAGUCGAAGACCACGCGGAAGGGAUCGAUAAGUAGAUUGUAAAAUAAUAAUAGUUGAUUGUUUUUAGUUCGGUUUAAUGCGAGUAAUUUUUGUGUAGAAUAUAAGUAGUUUUGUAAAACGAAACGUGUAUACGUAAAUAGGUCGGAUGGUGCAAUUUUUUUGUAAUUUUUUUGAAUAAAAUAAAUAAUUUACAAACGUACCUCGGCUCGAAAAGGCCGAAGGUAUUUGAACCUGCGUUUUGAAAAUCUUUUUAUUUUAUUAUAUCUCACAACGAAACACCCCGUAAAAUAUUUGUAAAUAUUUGGAUGAAAUAAAUAUAAUUUGAAUGGACUUACCACCGCCAUUCUUCGCACUUUUUCUUCGCUGAUUGGAUGGCUCAAAUUGACGCGUUUGUACAAAGGGUAGGUUUGAUAGUAGUUGAUCAAUUGCACUAAACUUUCGAAUUCCACGUUGCCGAUCGUGUACAAUCGUCCUUCCAAUUUUAUCCUGCAGUGCUUUAUUUUCUUGUCCGCU
This is a messenger RNA of Phyllotreta striolata, 1923 nucleotides long. The record is from the annotation of a GenBank genome assembly. NCBI's taxonomy places the organism in Eukaryota, Metazoa, Arthropoda, Insecta, Coleoptera, Chrysomelidae.